Molecule: messenger RNA, 1333 nt
Organism: Vespula pensylvanica (western yellowjacket)
Lineage: Eukaryota; Metazoa; Arthropoda; Insecta; Hymenoptera; Vespidae
Product: odorant receptor 13a-like
Exons: 7
Coding region: 16-1206 (396 amino acids)
Biological process (GO): detection of chemical stimulus involved in sensory perception of smell; sensory perception of smell
Cellular component (GO): plasma membrane
Molecular function (GO): olfactory receptor activity; odorant binding
Source: RefSeq, a predicted model, not a curated record
GUCGCAAAAGCCUACAUGGAUAAAAGUCAAGUGGAUAAGAAAAAAAGAUCGCACGUGGAUUACGCUUGUGGCUGGAACAACUACAGCAUGAGAUUCAUGGGGCUUUGGCCGAGAGAGCAGAUGAUCAAUCCAUCCGAGAACAUGAAAGUUUUCGCGGCGAUAUUUUUCAUGUUUUUCUUCGUAAGUUUACCGCAGACGAUAAAUCUUUUCUUCAUCUGGGGUGACUUCGAUCUGGUCGUGGAAAAUCUAUCUAUGGACAACAUGACUAUCUCUAUUGCGAUUAUGAAAACUCUCGCUUUUUGGUUUAAUGGAAAAUCCCUGAAAGGACUGUUAAAUUCUAUGGAGGAGGAUCGUAAGGAAGCUACGAGAGACGAGGACAUUAAGAGAAUGAUGAUCGUAGCUGAAAUCUCAAGAAAAAUAACCAUAACAGCCAACAUAAUGUGUAACAGUCUCGUCAUCUUUUACGGCAUAAUGCAUUUGGCAACAAAUUAUACGAGCGCCCGUGGACUCUUCUUCCCAGCGUAUUUUCCAUGGGAAACGAAACCCAGUCCAUAUUACGAGAUAACUUUUUUCGGACAGCUUAUGGGUUCCUUCUAUGCUUGCGCCACUUAUUCCGUGGUCGACACGUUCGUCGCGACUCUGGUGUUACAUGUUUGCGGACAAUUGGCUAAUCUUAGACACGAGCUAAUUAAUUUGAGAAGAGAAACGAAGGAAGAAUUUCAAGCGAAGUUAGGCGGCAUCAUCAAGAAACACGAUUACCUUAACGAAUUCACAGAAACGAUCGAAAAUUCUUUCAAUUCGAUGUUACUGAUUCAGAUGUUAGGAUGUACCAUAACACUUUGCUUGGAAAGCUUUCAAACUCUCGAGUUUCUAACAGGUGAAAAGGAUAAAUUCUUUCUAUUGGAACUCGGAUGCACCAUAUUCUACGUCUGUUAUAUUCUAAUUCAACUUUAUCUUUAUUGUUACGUAGGCGAGAAACUUCUUUCAGAGAGUACAGGAAUCGCGGACGCCGCCUACGAAUGCGAAUGGUUUAACCUGUCACCGAACGAAGCAAAAUGUCUCAUACUGAUCAUGCGUCGUGCAAGAUCGCCCUUGCGCAUUACGGCUGGAAAAUUCUGUUCCUUCAAUCACGAGCUUUUCAGCGAAGUCGUUAAAACAUCGAUGAGUUAUUUAUCCGUUCUCUACGCAAUGAAGAACGAAGAAUGAAAAUAAGAGUAGAAUAAAUGUGACAUAGGAUUAACAUUAUAAUUAUUGUAAAGUCUAGUAAUAUUUUUUAAAUAAUAACUAGACAAACGGAACAAUAGCAAUUUGUAUUUAUGGAAAUAAAAAUCCU